Molecule: messenger RNA, 3351 nt
Organism: Actinia tenebrosa (Australian red waratah sea anemone)
Lineage: Eukaryota; Metazoa; Cnidaria; Anthozoa; Actiniaria; Actiniidae
Product: ATP-dependent RNA helicase DHX58
Biological process (GO): regulation of apoptotic process
Cellular component (GO): cytoplasm
Molecular function (GO): ATP binding; nucleic acid binding
Source: RefSeq, a predicted model, not a curated record
UUCACUUUCAAAUCCAUCAUUCUAGAUUUCGCCCACUUCCAAUUGAAAUCUUACCCGCAAAAUACAGCAGGGAUUCCUUGUGACGGGGAAAUCCCGCAGAUCCUUACUACUGGGAAAACCAGACUCUGACAUCAUUUGAAACAUAACAUCCGGUCGUCUUUACUCCUCUUAUAAAAUUCAAUUAGUCUUAUUUUACCAUCACUUCUACGGAGCCUUUGGACACCCAAACCAACCGACAGAGAAUUCAAAUAGAUAUUUUCUCGCGAUGAAGGUUUUAGAGAAAAAACUUUUGGACGAAAGGCUCAUAUAUUUUCUAGAGAAGCUUUGCCCGGAUGAUGUUUUAUCACACCUUCGUUGUCUCCCUGAAACAGACAAAGAACAGAUUAGAUGUGAUGCUAAAAUCACCGGAGAUACACGAGCAACAGAGACGUUGUUCGAUCGGUUGAAGAGAAGAGGAGACGAAGCGUUCAGCCAGUUUGUUCGUGCUCUACGAAAGACAGGAAAUGACCAGUUAGCUAUGAUUUUGGAUCCAUAUUUUACAGUGGAUGAGAACCUCGAGCAGGAGAUUUUUAUCCAACCCAAUCAUACACUACGUGUAGUUGGAACAGCCAUAGACAUUGAUUUCACGGUUCGAGUUAUGGAUGUCCCUAAUCACUACCUGAGCCACGUGGAAAAAGCCAUCGUGGAAGGAUUUAUAAGUGAAAAGUCUAAAGAAGCCAAGGAUUUGAGGAACAGGAUGGCAAAGUUCCUCCCACAGGGCGCUUCUUUCGUACAUACGGUAACACAGGAAACCCACAGUAAAUCUGCCUUGAUGAUCCGAGUGUCAAAAGUAGAAGCAGUCAACGAACUGUGGGAAAUGUACCAAAAUAAGAAGCUCCAGAAUUGCUUGGCUGACCUACUUAUUACCUCUGAAAUCAAAGACACGGUCAAGGAUAAGGAACUGCAUUUGGAAGUUCACUUCCUUAAGGAWGUUUAUGAAAAUGCAAGAAAGAAGUUGGAAGGCAAAGGAAAGGUUCUCUUUCUCGUCAGUACAGUCAACCUCGUUCUCCAACAACGAGAACGAUUCCAACUUUACCUCAUCGACAAGUACCAGAUCACCGAGAUGUCGAGCGCUCACACCGAGGACGACCCUCUAGAGAACAAAGUCAAGACUCAUGACGUGGUGGUCUUGACAGCACAGAUCCUGGUGAAUGCGCUGAGGGAUGGUAGGAUGAGUUUGCACGAUGUUAGCAUGUUAAUCUUUGAUGAGUGUCAUCACACGCAUGGCGAGCACCCUUACAACAAGACCAUGGAGUAUUUUAUGACGUUGAGGCUACAGCCGGGGUUAAACAAAAAACUGCCGCAAAUUGUCGGGAUGACAGCUUCUCUUGGUGUUGGUAAAGCAAGGAACAUYUGCGAGGCGCAAGACCAUAUCGUGCACCUGUGCGCAAACCUCGACGCGGAUCUCAUAUCGACAGUGGUGGAAAACACGGACGAACUGAGCAAGUUCACAUGCAGCCCCAAGAGAACCCUUCACCCUGUGAAAAGAAACAAGAGUGAUAUCUUCGAUAAGAGUCAGAAGUACCGACAGUGGUGUGUGUCUCUGUACAAGUGCGGUGCAGUGGCGGGAAACCGCUACAUCGUAACAUAUGCAGAGCAAUUACAAGAAUACAAUAUCGCCCUGUCCAUCAACGACGCAACAAGAAUGAAAGACGCCGUAGCUCAUCUGAGGAAAUACUUCAAUCGACUCGAUAAGAAUUUGUUUGAUAACAUAGACAGGACGUUGAAGAAGAUCUACGAAAAGGCUUCUGAGGCACUCGAUGACGAGGUGAAUAAAAACGGCGAACCGAAGAAUCCAAAACUUGAGAAAAUCAAGGAGAUUUUGCUGAAAGAAAAUGACGGCGUGYCUAAAGGAAUCUUGUUCAGUAAGACCAGAGAGACGACCAUUGCACUGGAAAACUGRAUUAAUGAAUCUAAAGAGCUCAAUACGGUGCUGAAGCCGCUACGUCUUGUUGGUACGAAUGAUGGCGAAGGUGAGGACUUAAUGAUGUGUCCAGUNNNNAUCGCAACCACUGUGGCCGAGGAGGGACUGGACAUCGAUGACUGUAAUUACGUCAUCCGUUACGACAUGGUCGGGAAUGAGAUCUCCACCGUCCAAGCGCGUGGUAGAAUCAGAACGCUCAAUGGAGGUCGAUAUUGUUCCGUGAUUGCAGCUGAUGCUGGUGCUAUUGGUAAGGAACAGUUAAAUCGGUAUCGAGAGUGUCUGAUGAUGGAGGCGUUAGCAAAGGUUCAGAAAAUGGAUACUGAACUUUACAAGGAGAAGGUACGGGAUUUCCAGAAGGAAGCAGCGAAAGAACGCGCCUUGAAAGAAAAGCUCCGUCGUGCGCUGAAAUCCCAGUUCGACCCCAAUGACGUCACGUUCAAGUGCAAAAAGUGYCACGUGAUUGCAUGCCAGGCGCAUGACGUGAGGCAAGUCAAGCAGUCAUAUCACGUGGUCAUUCCCGAUGAUUUUAGGCAGAAGAUCAUCUUGAGAGAGUUACCGAAAUCCAAGGUCAGAACCUUUGAUGAGAUUUCGAUGCCAAAGACGAUGAGCUGUAGCCGGUGUGGAGAACAUUGGGGAUGCAUUGUUAAUUUUAGAGGACUGGAGAUGCCWUGCCUCAAAGUGACGUCAUUCGUGCUGGAGCUAAAGCGGAAUGAAAAAGUGCAUAAAAUGCUAAUUAAACAAUGGAAGAAAUGUCCCUUCGAARUUCAGUCGGUUGAUAUUGGAGAAUUGCUUGAGAUUAAGGUGUCAACGGAAGAGAAUGGUUUGGGCGACCUUGUGAUAGAAUUAUGAAAACACACGUGGUAUCUAUGAAUAUAAGCGUGUGAUUUAGGAUGUGUAGAUUUAAAGUGUUAUACCUUCCCAUAAAUGAAAAAGCAUAAAUUGCAGUAAACUGCUCAAAGGAAUGGAAUUUCUUGAUCAAAUCGUUGAAAAAUAUUUUUCAAAGAAAUUGCACUUCAAUUUGGUAGUGAAUUUAGAACGAGCAAAGGGGACUAAAUAAAGUAAAAUUUAGAGAAUAGAAUAAGGAAAAAUGCAUUGGAGUGGGUUAUCAGUAAAAUUUUCUUGCAGUAAACUGAAAAAUUUUCAAACAAAUUACACACGAACUUCAAGUCGGUAGUCAAUUUAGAAUGAGCAACUUAAGAGGACAAAAUAAAGUAAAAUUUAGAAAAAAAAGAAUAAGAAAAAAUGAGUUGGAGUGGGUUAUAGAGUGAAAUUCUCUCGCAAGAAAAAUGAAAAAAUUUCAAAUAAAUUACGCACGAACUUCAAGUCGGUAGUCAAUUUAGAAGGAGCAAAGGGGGGGCAAAAAUAAAGAAAAAAAUUAGAAAAUGGAA